Messenger RNA from Impatiens glandulifera, 459 nucleotides. RefSeq names its product peroxygenase-like. Gene Ontology annotation, molecular function: monooxygenase activity; calcium ion binding. The transcript is spliced from 3 exons. Lineage: Eukaryota; Viridiplantae; Streptophyta; Magnoliopsida; Ericales; Balsaminaceae. The coding region runs from base 1 to 459 and encodes 152 amino acids. The record is from RefSeq and is a predicted model, not a curated record.
AUGGAGGACGCUAUCGCGAUGCAUUCAUCUCUAGAUAUCAGAUUAACACACAUACAUGACGAAGACUCAAGACAAGAAUGCCUUAUCAUCGGAGGCUCCACUUGCCCCGUCACUGUCGAACGCAAUGUUCGCUCCGACCUCGACACCACACUUCCAAAGCCUUACUUGGAUAGAGGGUCGACUGCUCCUGAUAUGGACCAUCCACAAGGAACAAUAGGGCACCCUCAAUAUGGCAUGAGUGUACUCCAGCAACAUGCUUCCUUCUUUGAUCAAGAUGACAAUGAAAUAGUCAUCUUUCGGUGCCAGGGCUUGCGUUGUCUAACAAUGACAGUAGGCUCAAUUACGAGAAAUGUAUUUCUCGCAUUUGGUAUUUCUCACAUUUGCUGCCAAAAUGUUGAAGCGAGGUUAGUGUUUUCAUCUUCUAUACAAUUCUCUGUUAACUACAUGCUUGAUACUUGA